AUGCUACAGGAGCCCUGGCGUAUUCAGAGCUUUAAAUUGAAAUGUAUCAGAUACCUGAGAUGGACUGAUAUUGAAUUCCCUCAGUUUUCCACUGUCUCAUCCAAGAUUCUCCUCUUCUGGUCAGUACUGGUAAUUAUCUGUUUUCCACAUCUUGUGCAUUCCCUCCCAUACAAAGUGGGAGUUGUUGGACCUUGGACUUGCGACCCAUUGUUUUCUAAAGCACUCCCAAAUGUUGCUGCCAAGUUAGCCAUUGAACGCAUCAAUAAAGAUGUGUCUCUAGAUCUAGGACUCAUAUUCAAUUAUGCAAUACUUGAAGAAGAUUGCCAAACCUCUAAAGCCCUUUCUACUUUUCUUACCUAUUCUGGGGUAGCAUCAGGGUUUAUUGGCCCAUCUAACCCUGGAUACUGUGAUGCUGCUACUCUACUAGGCAAGAACUGGAACAAAGCUGUCUUUUCUUGGGCAUGCAUCAACUAUGAGUUGGACAAUGUAAAGAGCUAUCCCACUUUUGCCAGGACGCUCCCUUCUCCCACAAGGGUUCUUUUUAAUGUGAUGAAGUAUUUCCAGUGGGCACAUGUUGGAGUUAUUUCAUCAAAUGAAGAUAUCUGGAGGGACACUGGCAGGAAAGUAGCAAAUGCUCUUCGUGGCAAUGGAUUGCCAGUAGGAAUUGUAGUCUCUAUGGGAGAGGACCCUAGGAGUAUCCAGCAAGCUCUGGAGAAGGUACGAAAGGCCGACAACAUAAGAAUAAUUAUUAUGUGCAUGCAUUCUGUACUAAUUGGGGGACAGCCACAACGUCAGCUAUUGGAGAUUGCUCAUGACAUGAAAAUGACAGAUGGUACCUAUGUGUUUGUCCCAUAUGACACCCUGUACUAUAGUUUGCCAUAUGAGAAUACCCCAUAUGAAGUACUAAGAAGUAGCACUAAACUCAAAGAAGCAUAUGAUGCAGUACUAACUAUUACUGUGGAGUCAGAACAAAAAACAUUCUACCAGGCCUUCCAGGAAGCCAAGGACAGAGGAGAGCUGGUUACGAAAUUGCUGCCCAACCAGGUCUCUCCGUUAUUUGGAACUAUUUAUAAUGCAAUAUAUUUCACUGCUCAUGCCAUGAACAACAGUAAAAGGCACCAGUCCUGGGUGUCAGGGACCAGUUUAGUUCAACAUUCCAAAAACAUGCAGUUUUAUGGAUUUAACCAGUGGAUUAGGACAGAUAUGAAUGGAUAUGGGUUCACAGACUAUGUCAUCCUGGAUACAGACAUCAAGACAUGUGAGCUUUAUCGUACUUAUAUUGUUGAUAUGGAAACAGAUAUGGUUCGAUACAUGGGGAGGCCAAUUCACUUUCCCAAUGGAGUUACUCCAAAGACAGACUCAUACUGCUGGUUUUCUAAUGGAAAAAUUUGUACGGGAGGAAUUGAUCCUGCCGUUGCUUUAAUGGUCUUCCUAUGCAUAAUUGUUGCCAUCAUCUCCAUGAAUGGACUGUCUUAUAUUAUAAGACGGCGAAUAAAUAAAAUCAAGUUAGUUAGAGGACCCAACAAAAUUCUCUUGACUUUGGAGGAUGUGACAUUCAUUAAUCCACAGUUUAGUGUCAAGAAACUGAGUAACAGUGGCAGCCGUGCUAGUGACAGCGGACAGGUAAUUUCAGAUACAAAGAGCAUAAAGUCACCAAUGAGGUCUGGGUCAACCAAAAGCCUUACACCUGCUACCUAUGAGAAUUCCAAUGUAGCCAUUUAUGAGGGUGACUGGGUGUGGCUGAAAAAGUUCCCAUCUGGUGAUUUUGGAGACCUUAAACCAGGAACAAGUGAUGUGUUUGAAAUUAUGAAGGACAUGCGCCAUGAAAAUGUCAACCCAUUUCUUGGAUUUUUUCAUGACUGUGGGGUCUUUGCCAUUGUCACAGAGUUUUGUUCCAGGGGCAGCCUGGAGGAUCUACUUCGUAACCCGGAUGUUAAACUCGACUGGAUGUUUAAAUCCUCUCUUCUUUUGGACCUCAUUAAGGGCAUGAAGUAUUUGCACCACAGAAAAUUUGUCCAUGGGAGGCUCAAGUCUCGGAACUCUGUAGUAGAUGGACGCUUUGUGUUGAAGAUCACAGAUUAUGGCUAUAAUGAAGUUUUGCAAACUCAAAGAAUUGCUUAUGAAGACCUAACAGCCAGUGAGCUUCUCUGGACAGCACCAGAGCUGCUCCGGGACCCACAUGCAGCUCUGCAUGGAUCUUUUCCUGGAGAUGUGUUUAGCUUCUCCAUCAUCAUGCAAGAGGUAGUGGUACGUGGGCCUCCAUACUGCACAGUUGAACUGUCUCCUGAAGAAAUCAUCCAGAAGAUUAAGAAGCCCCCUCCCAUGUGCCGUCCUGUUGUAUCUCCUGACCAUGCUCCUAUGGAGUGCAUAGUGCUCAUGAAGCAAUGCUGGAAUGAAGUGCCGGACAGACGUCCUACCUUUGAUGACAUUUUUGAUUUGUUCAAAAACAUCAAUAAAGGCAAGAAGACAAAUAUCAUUGAUUCCAUGCUGCGCAUGCUGGAGCAAUAUUCAAGUAACCUGGAAGAUUUAAUAAGGGAGAGAACAGAGGAAUUAGAGAUAGAAAAACAGAAAACAGAGAAGCUCUUAACACAAAUGUUACCUCCCUCAGUGGCUGAGGCUCUGAAGAUGGGCUGCACUGUGGAGCCUGAAGGUUUUGAUGAAGUCACUUUGUAUUUCAGUGAUAUUGUGGGCUUUACCACUAUAUCAGCCAUGAGUGAACCCAUUGAAGUGGUGGAUCUACUUAAUGAUCUGUACACAUUGUUUGAUGCCGUAAUAGGAAGCCAUGAUGUAUAUAAGGUAGAGACAAUAGGCGAUGCCUACAUGGUAGCUUCUGGGCUUCCUAAAAGAAAUGGGAACAGACACGCAGCAGAAAUCGCUAACAUGUCCCUUGAUAUCCUCAGCUCAGUUGGUUCAUUCAAAAUGAGACACAUGCCUGACGUCCCCGUUAGAAUACGAAUUGGCCUUCAUUCAGGCCCUGUUGUUGCAGGAGUAGUGGGCCUGACUAUGCCAAGGUACUGCCUGUUUGGUGAUACAGUUAACACUGCUUCUCGCAUGGAAUCUACCGGGUCACCCUAUCGGAUCCAUGUCAAUCAAAGUACUGUAAGAACACUUAAAUCAUUAAAUGAAGGAUAUCUUUUGGAAUUAAGAGGAAGAACAGAGCUGAAGGGUAAAGGUAUUGAAGAAACUUAUUGGCUGGUUGGAAAAGAAGGUUUUAGGAAACCGUUACCUGUCCCACCAGUGAUCAAGUCAGGGCAGAUGGGUCAUGGUUUGCUGCAGGAUGACAUAACCGCUUUCAUAAGAAGAAAAGCAGAAAAGCAACUUGCAAGAAAGAAUAACUGA
Molecule: messenger RNA, 3339 nt
Organism: Bombina bombina (fire-bellied toad)
Lineage: Eukaryota; Metazoa; Chordata; Amphibia; Anura; Bombinatoridae
Gene: GUCY2F
Product: guanylate cyclase 2F, retinal
Exons: 18
Coding region: 1-3339 (1112 amino acids)
Biological process (GO): cGMP biosynthetic process; intracellular signal transduction; receptor guanylyl cyclase signaling pathway
Molecular function (GO): guanylate cyclase activity; protein kinase activity; ATP binding
Source: RefSeq, a predicted model, not a curated record